Theobroma cacao (cacao) is the source of this 1423-nucleotide messenger RNA. Lineage: Eukaryota; Viridiplantae; Streptophyta; Magnoliopsida; Malvales; Malvaceae. The record is from RefSeq and is a predicted model, not a curated record.
UUUAGUAAAGAGUAGUAAUCUAGGGUUAGGGUUUUCAGGUGCCCGCUUCUCUCUUUAUUCCCUAUUUUAAUAGAAAUGCUUCGAGGUGACUCAGUGUCGAUAAUAUAAUUGAUUUCAAUGACUUCACCGUCCUCUUGGUCUGAUCUUCCCGUAGAGAUUUUGCUUUUGAUCUUUGAUUUUGCGAAAGAUCCUAUCGACAUUCUUCGGUGUGGUGCUGUUUGUAAAUCAUGGCUACCGACUGCCUUACAGGUAUAUCGAAGAUUUUUCCCUCUAUGCUUCAUUCAACCUGAGAAAGAUAUAGAUGAUAAUCUUGUCUUCUUUAAUAUAUUAAACAAAGAAACGCGAAAGAUUCACCUACCUGAAGCUAUGGGAAAGUGUAUUAGCUGUUCCUGCAAUGGUUGGCUGUUGAUCGUGGACGAUUUUGGUUUCCCAUGUGGGAUGCAUCUUUUGAAUAUAUUCUCAAGAACUCAAAUCCUUCUUCCACCCUCAUCGUCUUUACCAAUAUCAUUUCCUGAUCCACAUGAUAAGUUCAGAUUAAUUCAUUUCCAGUGUAAAUUACUUCUAUCAGGCUGUCCUACAGUUUCAGACUGCAUGAUUCUUCUUCUUCUUGCUCAUGGUUCACAUGAUGAAAGCCCAUGCGCAAUAGCCUUCUGCAAACCAGGCGACGAAAGUUGGGCUUGGUUUUUGUGCAAGACUCCCGAUUGGAAAAUCUCUGAUGCUAUCCUGAACAAUGGUAGCAUUUAUGCCAGCAGGAAGUUUCCACCUGCUGUAAUUUCCGUAAAAGAAGAUGAAACAAUCCCAGUCCCUGAGCCCAUUUUGACUCAUAAUAUUGAUGGUGCUUUCUUAGUAAACUCGCUUAAUGGUCAUCUUUUGUUAGUUUGCUAUAGAAGAGAGGAUCCUGAUGGUAAACUCUUUGAUGUUUUCGAGUUCGUUAUUUCUACGGAAGAAUGUAAUGAAGUGAAUGAUUUGGAUGGUUGUACACUCUUUAUGAGCCCCAAUGGUAACCAUCUAGCAAAGACUGGAAAUUUUGAAACUUCCUUUAAGGGUAACUGCAUCUAUUUCUUCAGACAUUCGGAAGGGGACUAUCUUAUAUAUGAUAUGGAAACAAGGCACUCCGAGAUUGUGCCUAGUCGAGGCCUUCCUGGAGAUGGGAGCUCUUUAAUCCUUUGGGUCAAUCCUGAUGUCUAAAGCGGUUGGGUACUUCCUAUUACUUCUUUAACUUUGUUUAAUUUUCAGUGAUUGGAUUGUUGGAAUUAGAGCUGCACAAACUUUCUUCUUAUGAAUUGUCUACUUUUGAUGCUUCAUUUGGUUGCUGGAUUUUCCUCUUGUUAUUUUUGGAAGCCGUUGUUCUUGCUUUUACUUGUAUAACUGAUCUACUCACUUCCAUUGAAAUCCAAGAUUUAUGCUUAUGCUCUUUCUUUCU